Molecule: messenger RNA, 652 nt
Organism: Ceraceosorus guamensis
Lineage: Eukaryota; Fungi; Basidiomycota; Exobasidiomycetes; Ceraceosorales; Ceraceosoraceae
Exons: 3
Coding region: 117-299 (60 amino acids)
Biological process (GO): mitochondrial electron transport, cytochrome c to oxygen
Source: RefSeq, a predicted model, not a curated record
UCAUUAGCGACCUUCUUAGCCGUGGCUAUCCAUUGUUCUGGCGCAGCUCGUACCCAUAGCGUCUCCCGCCAAGCCACAUUUGAUCUCACAACCCAGAUCGUUCCAGGACCGCCAAAAUGCCAGUCGGUCAAAUCCCAGCUAUCACGGGCAAGCUGCGCAAGCGCCUCAUCCUCGACCUGAGCGUCGCUCUCGGAGGCGGAACAGCUCUCGGAUACGCUUACUGGUACGGCAUUCACAUCCCAUCAGUCCAGCGCCGUGACGCUUACUACGCCAAGCUGCAGUCGGAGCGCGGAGCAUGAACAGGAACUUCUUCUCUCGAUCUUGACAAGCACUACGAUGAAGUAAUGUUUGGUGUAAUCGAUAGAUACAGUUGAAAGCCUUCUGGUACACUGAGUCCGGUACCACGUAAUUGCGAGAAGCGAUCGGUCGAGGGCAAGCAAGAGAGCAUUGAGGCUUUAGACUGGGUGAAAGCAUACUCAAAUUGGAGCCACGCAGGAGGAGGAAAUGCUUUCGAAAGUGACAACGAGCUGCGCUCGUGGUGCUCAGGCGGCUCUGGAGUCACAACAUUUCAGGCUGUUCUCAGUGCUGAGACAAGUACCUGGCAAAUGUGUCAUUUCAAAGCUGCACUUGUGGGUAUCAUGUCAAUCGUCAG